UUUUAUAACUUAAUUUCCGGCCCAGCUUUUCUUCUUAAUUCAAUUGCACAACCUGAAACGGCGUCGUUUGAAAACUGCCCAAAUUCCCAAUUUCUUUCCAUCUUCUCCGAAGACGGCCGUAGCAUAUUCCAAUACAAUUCUCCGUUCAAUCCACCAUCGCCGCCGUCACCGGAAGAAUCGUGUGCCAUGACACUAAAAUCAAAUUGUUUCGGUUUGUAAAAUUUUCAGGCCACUUACAUUCCGAAGAACUCGUGUAAUCCGUGUAUAAAGUACAAAAAUCAAUGUCCACUCCGAUCGAAGUAGAGAAUCUCGAGGAACCACAGUUUGAGUGGGGUAAGAAAAGAGGCAUCGGAGGAAGGAACAAAGACGUCCAGUUCUACGACUCGUUUGCUUACGAUGGGGUGGAGUACAAUCUACACGACUGUGUGUAUAUGCACAAGCAAGGUGAACCACCUUACAUUGGGAAAAUUGUUAAGAUUUGGGAAAAUGCUGACAAGUCGAAAAAGAUAAAGGUUCAUUGGUUUUUCCGGCCAUCGGAAAUUUCUUACUAUCUGAAAGAUACAGAGGUGUUGGAGAACGAACUUUUCUUCGCUUCGGGCGAAGGGAAUGGUCUCGUCGGUCUUGCGAAUAUCAAUCCUCUGGAAGCUAUUUCUGGAAAAUGCAAUGUCGUCUGCAUAUCAACGGACAAUAGAAACCCACAGCCUUCGUCUGAAGAACUUCAAAUGGCAAAUUAUGUCUUUUACCGCGUCUUCGAUGUUAGAACCUGUACGAUAUCAGAUCAGAUGAACGAUAGAGUUGGUGGGCUUGAAGUUAAGUUUGUAUUUAACAGAAGACAGAGCAGCACGCCAGUUGAUAUUCCCCGAAUUGAGUCAAAUGGCAAGGACGAGGAGAGAAAUGAGAUCGCAUGCAGAGAAACUCCGAAGCUUGCAGGUAAGAACAUAAUGCAACAAUUGAACAAUGUGAAACCUGAUGAAAAUAGUGAUUAUAUGCUGGGAAAAGACGAUACAAAUCAGAAGGAAGGGCAGGUGAAUCGAAAAAGUUUACUUGGAGAAAAUUCUUCGGGCGCUGAUGUUAAUUCUAGUAAAAGUAGAAAACCUACAAAAACCACCAGUGAGGAUGCUGUUGAGCUUGAAAAAGCUGCCAACUUAACUAAAGAUUUGAAAGGUUUGCAGGGACAGCUAUCAAAUAGUAAAUCCUUUCUAUCUAUUGAAAAAACAGAAUCUUCACAGGCAAAAGAUUCUGCUGGUAGUGAAAUGGAUACAGAACUUGGUGUAGAAGUGAGUGCUCGUAGAGAAAGGUCGUCACCAGCCAAUGCUGCUUCACCUAAUGAAACAAUGAGACCUCUAACAAUCGAUGUCUCACCUAAUGAAAUACCAAAAUCAGGAUCUAAUGAGGACCUUGAGCGAUAUGGUCAAGCUACUAAAUUAGUUAAAAGUUCUAGUGCUUCAACGAAAAGGCCAUUGAAGACUAGUGCUGAUUUUUCUAAGGAAAAGUCGAAUCCUCGAGAUGAUGAUUGUCACAAGGACAAGGAUACGACAUUAGGUAAUGAUUCAUAUCCUAUUGAAGGAGGCCCUUCUAAGAAAGCAAAGAUUGAAGCUUCAGUUGAGAAAUUGGAAGACAAAAGGAACAAUACUCUUAAGAAGUUGAAGAAGAAAACUUCCCAAGGUGAAACAAGAAAUUCAUCAACCCCUACGACUUCUCACGACAUUAAGGCAAAAUCAAGACUUGGCAACGGGGAUUUGAAGAAGUAUAAUGAUGUCAAAGUGGGCAAGCUUUCUAAUGAUAACUUGCCUCAUCCAAAGGAAGGCGAUGGCGGGAUUGAAGGAAAAAUAUUUGAAGUCACGCGAAGACCAAAUGUUGAAACGAAUAAUUGGAUGAAACUGCCUUGGGAGGCAAGAUUGAAGAGUGCUCAUGAUCAAGGAAGAUUUCUUUUACUCCAGAAUUUGGAUCCGGAAUAUACUUCAGAAGAAGUACAGGAUAUUAUUGGGAGUGCAUUCAAGGAAAGCUGUACAGCUAAAAUGGUGCGGCAUACCGCUAUUUCUAGUCCACACUCGGGUCAAGCUUUUGUAAUAUUUAAAACAAGAGAAGCCGUGGAUAAAGUCUUAAAUAAACUGGACGACGAAUGCUUGAUGUUACCAAAUCAGAGGCCUCUUGUAGUUAGCAUUGGAGUUCUUCCCAAGCCUUCUGAAAAGCAGACGGGAUUUGUUGGUCAUUUGUCUAUUGACAGAGCUAGGCGUCCAAUGCAGAGGGAAAUGAAAGAAGCCGUGUCUACUCCACAUUACUCCCAGAACAACACGAUUGAAUAUGAGAUGGCUAUGGACUGGUGCUUACUACAAUCGAAAUCCGAUAAAUGGUGGGCUAAGCUUUACGAGCAACAAGGGAAGGAAUUAAAGAGACUGAAGGCUGGUUUUAAGUCGAAGUGAACAUAUAGUGCAAUUUGUGUGGUACGAUAAAUAACGAAUACUAACUGGAGAAACUUUUAGCUUUCUUUUCCAUGUAAGUACAAGACUGCGAAUUUGGCGAUUUUCGGCUGGUUAACAGACACGCUUGCCAUUUUCAAAUCUCCUGGAAGAAGGCAAUGUUUUUGUUUUUUUUUUGGCUGUGAAUAUGUAGUGUAAUUUGAAGGAUGAAUAUUUUUCUUUUUAUUUUUUUUCUUUUAGAGAUGAACUUUGGGUAGCAAGAGAUGUAAAGGUUUGAAAUUGAAUUCCUUCUUCACCAUCUAGUCUAUAAUCCUAAUCACUGCAUUUUACAUUUUCU
This is a messenger RNA of Erythranthe guttata (spotted monkey flower), 2757 nucleotides long. Its product is annotated as bromo-adjacent homology (BAH) domain-containing protein. Lineage: Eukaryota; Viridiplantae; Streptophyta; Magnoliopsida; Lamiales; Phrymaceae. Gene Ontology annotation, molecular function: RNA binding; chromatin binding. The record is from RefSeq and is a predicted model, not a curated record.